Messenger RNA from Erigeron canadensis, 2780 nucleotides. RefSeq names its product beta-galactosidase 3-like. Lineage: Eukaryota; Viridiplantae; Streptophyta; Magnoliopsida; Asterales; Asteraceae. The coding region runs from base 201 to 2387 and encodes 728 amino acids. Gene Ontology annotation, biological process: carbohydrate metabolic process. The record is from RefSeq and is a predicted model, not a curated record. The transcript is spliced from 17 exons. Gene Ontology annotation, cellular component: cell wall; vacuole. Gene Ontology annotation, molecular function: beta-galactosidase activity.
CACACACACACACUCUCUCUUUAUAUAUACACACACUCUAGAUCUCAGUGACAAUGGUGUCCUGUCGAGUAAAAAUUGGCCCUUUUUGCGGCUUCUUCAAAAACACACAUUUUCUCUCUCUUUCAAGACAGUUUUUUAUUUUUCUUUAAAAAGUUGAAUUCUUUUUUUUUUUACAUUCCCUCCACUUAGAAUCAAAAAUCAUGGAAUUUAAAAAAUGGGUUUUGUUUUUUUUGAUGUUAACUCAAAUGGGUAGUUUUCAAAAAAUCCAUUGUAGUGUUACUUAUGAUAGUAAAGCCAUUGUUAUCAAUGGUGUAAGAAGAAUCUUGAUUUCUGGUUCUAUACAUUACCCCAGAAGCACCCCUGAGAUGUGGGAAGAUCUUGUAAAGAAGGCUAAAGAUGGAGGGCUAGAUGUGAUUGAUACUUAUGUGUUUUGGAAUGUUCAUGAGCCUUCUCCUGGCAAUUAUAAUUUUGAAGGGAGAUAUGAUUUGGUGAGGUUUUUGAAGACAGUGCAAAAAGCAGGAAUGUAUGUUCAUCUAAGAGUUGGACCUUAUGUUUGUGCAGAAUGGAAUUUUGGAGGAUUUCCAGUUUGGUUGAAGUACGUUCCCGGCAUUAGUUUUAGAACUGAUAAUGAGCCAUUUAAGAGGGCCAUGAAAGGAUUCACUGAGAAAAUUGUGAAUUUAAUGAAAAGUGAAAAGUUGUAUGAAUCGCAAGGAGGCCCGAUUAUAAUGUCUCAGGUUGAAAAUGAGUAUGGAUCGGUUGGCAAGACAUAUGGAGGCGAUGGCCAUAAUUACAUGACUUGGGCUGCAAAAAUGGCUGUAGGAUUGGGGACCGGUGUCCCAUGGGUCAUGUGCAAGCAAGAUGAUGCUCCUGACCCUAUUAUAAACACUUGCAAUGGCUUUUACUGUGAUGAGUUUUCGCCCAACAAGCCUUACAAACCCACACUUUGGACUGAGGCUUGGAGUGGAUGGUUUACCGAAUUUGGUGGGCCAGUCUACCAGAGGCCCGUUCAAGAUUUGGCAUUUGGUGUUGCUCGAUUUGUACAAAAGGGUGGAUCAUUCUUCAAUUACUACAUGUACCAUGGAGGCACAAACUUUGGUCGCUCCUCUGGUGGCCCGUUCAUCACUACUAGUUAUGACUAUGAUGCUCCAAUUGAUGAAUAUGGCUUGAUUAGGCAACCAAAAUAUGAUCAUUUGAAGGAGCUUCACAAGGCUAUCAAGCAAUGUGAGCCUGCUUUAGUUUCAGCAGAUCCCGUUGUCACCUCCUUAGGAAGCCUCCAACAGGCCCAUGUGUAUUCUCCCACCACACUGCCCUGUGCAGCUUUUCUCUCAAACUAUGACCCGAAUAAUGCUGCAAAAGUGAUAUUCAAUAACAAGCAUUACACUUUACCUCCUUGGUCCAUCAGUAUCCUUCCUGACUGCGAAAAUGUUGCUUUCAAUACAGCCCAGGUUGGAGUUCAGUCUACACAAAUGGAAAUGUUAGUGAGCGAUGCCAAGAUGUUUUCUUGGGAGACAUAUACUGAAGAUCUAACAGUAAGUGGCGAAAGCUCUAUGUUCACUGCAACAGGUCUCUUGGAGCAAAUCAAUAUCACAAGAGAUAUUAGUGAUUAUCUUUGGUAUACAACUAGUGUUGAUAUUGGUUCAUCUGAAUCGUUUUUACGUGGAGGAGAACUCCCAAAGCUUCUGGUACAGUCAAGUGGUCAUGCUCUUCAUGUAUUCAUAAACGGAGAACACUCGGGUUCUGUUUUUGGUUCAAGAAAACAUAGAAAAGUUACAUACAAAGAAAAUAUCAAUCUGCGUGCUGGAAGCAACAAAAUCGCACUACUUAGUGUGGCCAUGGGAUUGCCGAACAUGGGAGGACAUUAUGAAGCAUGGGAGACUGGAGUCUUAGGUCCAGUAGCUCUGUAUGGUCUUGACCAAGGGAAACGUGAUUUGUCAUGGGUUAGCUGGACUUACCAGGUCGGUCUAAGGGGAGAGGCUAUGAAUGCUAUAUCCUCGAAUCCUACAUCUUCCAUCAAAUGGACUCAAAAUAUUUUGAUGUCUCAGAAACAGCAACCAUUAACAUGGCACAAGGCUUACUUCAAUGCACCUAAUGGCGGUGAGCCAUUGGCGCUGGACAUGAAUAGUAUGGGAAAGGGUGAAGCAUGGGUCAAUGGUCAAAGCAUUGGAAGAUAUUGGACAACUUAUGCCAAUGGUGAUUGCCAAGGGUGCCAUUACGCAGGAACCUAUCGUCCAUUGACUUGUCAACUUGGUUGUGGUCAACCAACCCAAAGAUGGUACCAUGUGCCUAGAUCUUGGUUAAAACCGACAAAUAACCUGUUGGUGCUAUUUGAAGAACUUGGAGGAGACCCCACUAAGGUUUCAAUAGUUAAGAGAUCAAUGGUGCAGUGACCGUAGCAAACAGAUUGGUCCAGAUCGUGUCCAAACAAGACAGUUAUCGGCUGAACCCCAUUUGUGGUGAAGGUACAGGAAACAGAACACCUUUUUAUGUUUAAUUCAAAUUCUAAGUUACAACUUACAAGUGUGUUCCUAUAGAUGAGUGAAGGUAUUUUUUGUUUUCUUUUUCUCCAAGUGAGGGAGAGGGUUAAUAAUGUGAGCUAGAAUGUGAGAGGCACAAAAUAGUGCAGUCGUUCUAGUUGCUGUAAGUUUUUUGUGUUAUUAUGGGGGCAAAAGGAGGAACCCCAGAAAUUAGGUUAUUGUUUAGAAGUUGAUCCUAAGGUCAGAUUGAACAUCAACUGUUGUAUGCAGUUGCCAGUGAUUAUAUAAUGAACUUUAUUUAAGUAA